Molecule: messenger RNA, 7761 nt
Organism: Acanthaster planci (crown-of-thorns starfish)
Lineage: Eukaryota; Metazoa; Echinodermata; Asteroidea; Valvatida; Acanthasteridae
Product: short transient receptor potential channel 7-like
Biological process (GO): calcium ion transmembrane transport; regulation of cytosolic calcium ion concentration
Cellular component (GO): plasma membrane; cation channel complex
Molecular function (GO): store-operated calcium channel activity; inositol 1,4,5 trisphosphate binding; protein binding
Source: RefSeq, a predicted model, not a curated record
UUUGGUGGAAUUGCACCCCUUUUGUUUGCUCAUACUUUUCAAAAUCACAGUUAUACGCGCAAGACUAUCGGUCUUUUUCGUGUUAUGUCUGUGCAAAAGGACCGACGUUGCCUUGUGAAAACAAGCACUCUCUUGUUCUCUCCCGAAGCAGAUCUACGGGCGCCAAAGGUCGGCCCAAGUCAACUGGGGCCGUAUGCCGGUUCAAUCAAACGCAAUGAACGUAUUCGAGCUAACUUGUUUCAGUGCACGCAAAUGGCAUUCCUUUUGAAAAUAUCGAGUCGGCUGCUUCCACGGGCGGGGAGGGUACCGAAGUUAAUUAAAUAUGAGACUGGCAGAGUUGCCUCAUCAUGAGCAUAUUGGUUUAUCAGGUUACCAACCAGCACUUUUUCUCGUACCCUGGUGAAGUUGGCUUCCCCAUGAAUUUUCUUUUUCCUAUGUCCCCUAUGUCUCAUUUCGUCUUGGAUGUUAAUGUUUGUCAUGUAAAGCACCAUUAAGUGUGAAGAGUCAGAUUGUAAUAUAUAGUUUCUUCUUUGUUCUAUGAAAAAGUCGAGGCGCCGGCUUAAAAUGUGCUUUGUUGAAUGGCAAUUAUUAAUUAAGGGUAACUGUCUAUCAAUCAUUAUACGCAAGUACAAGCAAAUGUACAUUGUUUAAAUAUAUAAAUCAACUGUGAAUAGUAUCUGUAACCAGAAAAAAAGAUAUAUUCGUGGGAUUUUAAAUUGUUGCUAUCACUACAUUGUAUUUAAAUACAACCACAAUACUAGCAGCAUUAUUAUAUAUCACUGAUAGUGGUGCAUGUUGGUAAAGCUACAGUGUGUAUUACGCUUAAUAUUAACACUCUUGUAGCAAUACCUAACUGUUACGUAGUUUGGCUUAAUGAAACUAGACAUCAAUUUAUUCCAGACUAAUUAUGGUCCAUUGCUUCAUGUUUGCUUUGUCUUAACCACUGUAGUUGGCCAUCAUUUAGCACUUAAAAGCUUACAAAAAGCAUCUCGACUUAGCAUAGAGCACACGUGGUAAGAGCUGAUUGGGUCGUUGCACCAAAUUCAUCCUAAGAGUAGCCUGUGUAAAUGAUGAAAUACCUGUCAAGGGAUACGGAGGUUGGUUGUAUCAUUAAUCUCUAAAGACUGUCAUUGUGCAUUGUAUAUGCCAUUGAACACAGCGCUUCUUGUAAUUUCUCACAGCCAAGCCCAUCAGUUUACAGUUCCCGAUCGUGAAGCCUCAUCUGGCAUUAUUUUAAUUGGAUGCAAUGAAGUAACAUUUUCGCCUUUUUCUUUGUAAUGGGCAACUAAGUCGAAGAUUUUGAUAACAAAUAGGAAUGAUUGAACAUCCCAGCGUCUGUUUCUAGGCAACCGUUGACAUUUAUCAACGUCUUCAUUGGUUGAUGAUUGUGACACCGUUUCUCCAGGAAGUUACCUUCAGAAGAGACAACAUCCGCGGAACGGGGAUUGAAUAACAUACUUUCGGUUGUGAGUGAAUGUCCAAAACUACUAACGUGCACGACUGACCGUCAGAUGAAGGCCAGGCUGAUUAAACGUGCGUCGUGGCUUUUUAAAUUCUUGUAUGAAAACAACGGACUUGGGUACACUGACUUGCUCACGAAUGCAUGACGGCUGCAGUCUGCGCUCAGUGGGUGUUCAAUUCUGACGAAACGUUUUACUGGUGGAGCGAGCGAGCGAGCGUGUUGGAUAUUUAAUCAGGAGCGCAAUGUGUAUGAGUCUAUGAAGUUGCGUUGUGUAUGUAGUUCAAUACUUCGGUCUUUGUUGGGAAUCGUUGAUCGACAUUAUGGUACUAUCAUUUCAAUGAAAAUUAAACGCCAGGGAGUAUUGCGAAUCGCCAGGAAUAUUGAUGAUACCUGACCAGGGCCACCGACCGAGGACAUUUGUCUAGCCGACAAGAUGCCUUUUUCACCGAGAAUGCCAGUGCACAUAGCAACAAGGGCUCACCGGCAGGGCAGGGAUAAUCUUUCCAACCGUGCCCCGCAAGGACUGCACGCCAUGAGACGGAAAGCCUACGAUUCUGUGCUGGCCUCCCUUGGUAGCAAUCAACACGAGAUUCUAGACGAGGACGAGGUUCGCUUUUUGCAGGCUGUAGAAUUCGGGGAUCUACCGACCACCAGGGCCAUGUUGGAGCGACCCGACAUCGUAUCCCGCCUGCUCAAAUGCACGGACUACAAAGACAGGACAUGCCUCGAGAUCGCCACUGAGAAUGAACACUUAGAUAUCGUAGAACACCUGAUACGAGCUUUCGGCAGACAACUCCCGCUACAGUGUAUUAAUGAAUCAUUAAUGCUGGCCAUCAGCAAGGGUUACCUGCGGAUAACGCAGACACUUCUCACUCAUCCUAUGUUUCAAAAGAGUAAAGAUAAGUUCCGGCUGGGCAGUUUGACCAACUACUUCCAGCCAAAGAAUAACUCAAAGUUUGACCAAGACAUCACCCCUAUUAUGCUGGCCGCACACUGCAAUGAGAUUGACAUCAUACGGUUGCUACUUCACAGAGGCGAUUCCGUCAAGAAGCCUCACCACUCACUCUGCGAAUGCACGUCUUGUUACAACAAGCGACUCUUUGAUCCCUUGAAGCAUUCCCUUGCGGGUAUUCAUGCGUACCGUGCUUUAGCUAGCCCGGCUUACAUAUCGCUGACCAGUCGAGAUCCCAUCCUCAGUGCCUUUCUACUUAGCCAGGAAUUAAUGCAACUCUCUAAAAUUGAAAAGGAGUUCAAGAAUGAAUACAGGGAUCUUGCCAAGCAAUGCAAAAAGUACGCAUCCGAUCUCCUGGAUAUGUGCCAAAACUCGCAGGAGGUCCGUACCAUUCUCAACCAGAGGGGUAACACCAUGGAGGGUUUUGCCCCGGCAGACUCUGAGGAACAAAUAGACGGUGAAUUCAGCCCUGACACGGAGACUACCGACAACGAUUUGGCGAGACUACGGCUUGCUAUCAAGUACUACCAGAAACAGUUUGUAGCGCAUCCUCAUUGUCAGCAUCAACUUGCUACAAUGUGGUACGACGGGUUCCCUGGCUGGAGACGAAGCGGUAUAGUGUACAAGAUUCUCAUUACUCUCCUCAUUCCACUCUGCUUGCCAUUUCUAGCAAUUGCCUACUGGGUGGCACCCACAUCAAAGUUGAGUCGACUUGUCAGCACCCCCUUGGUCAAGUUCAUCACCCACACUGCCAGCUACCUUGUCUUUCUUAUCUUCAUCUUCCUGGAAUCCACUUUAGUCGAGACCUAUGAGAGCCCAGGCAACAUUGCGCACUCGACUGAUUUUAGAACGAGUGUAAAUCGUACAAUUAAUGCCAACCCAAAGGGUUCUUGCGCACAGGUCUUCAAUGCCUCAUUAAUUGCCAAUACGAAAGACUUGUUUCCUGUGCGUUUCUCAUCGUUUACCAUAUUCGAGUGGAUUAUCGUCUUGUUUGUCGUGGGUACUUUAUGGGCGGAGAUCAAGCAGAUCUGGGAGGAGGGUUAUCGCCGAUACUUAGCAUCAAUAUGGAACUGGCUGGAUAUUGCUAUGCUGAAUUUUUACAUGACAACGUUUUCGCUGAAGUUCUGUAGCUACCACAAAUCAAGUAUUGCAAUCAAUUAUUUCAUAACUGAUCCCGAUGCUGCAUGUGAUAAGUUUCUCCAGAGAGAAGCAGAGGCAUUGGAAAUGUUCUACUUCGUAAGGGGAGAUCGCCACGUCUGGGAUGAUGACGACCCUAUCUUGUUAGCCGAAGCCCUAUUUGCUAUAGCCAAUGUGCUGAGCUUCAGUCGUAUGUCUUAUGUACUGCCAGUCAGCGAGUUCUUAGGACCAUUGCAGAUAUCUCUUGGUCGUAUGCUGGGUGAUAUUGUUCGGUUCGCUGUGGUCUUCGGUGUGGUAUUCAUGGCCUUCUUCUGCUCUUUGUACAAUCUGUACUGGUCAUAUGACCCAAUGGAAGGAAGCGAUGACUGCGCAACCAAAGCUGGCUUUGGAUUUGGCACGUUUGAUCACACCUUCCUGACACUGUUUUGGGCGUUGUUCGGCCUGGCGCAACCCGACGAUCCCAAUAUCCCUAAUAGUAAAGCCUACGGCCAGAAUGGACACCAGUUAACUGCCUUCGUUGGUACUUUGCUAUUCAGCGUCUACUUUGUUGUCAUGGGUCUUGUCAUGCUCAAUAUGCUGAUUGCAAUGAUGAGCAAUUCAUUUCAAGAAAUUGAGAGUGACCAGGAUGUGGAGUGGAAAUUCGCUCGUUCACAACUCUGGUUGUCUUACUUCGAGAGAGGGGCCACUCUCCCCAUCCCAUUCAACCUCAUACCCAGCCCAAAGAGCUUUGUCUAUGCCUAUAAGUGGUUACGUCGGCAAAUCCAAAAUUGCAAGAAGAGGAAGCAGCAGAACGAGAGUACAAGGACAACGGUGCCAAUGAAUGACCGGCGUAAUGGCGUGUUUAACAUCAUGAACCAAUCAGAACUUACUAGAAGUGAGAGCAUACUUGAGAGCACCAUGAAGGGUAUCGUCAGGAGGUAUCUCUUCAAGUUGCAACGGGAAAAGGAAAAUGAUGAAGUGAAUGAAGGUGAACUUGAUGAAAUAAAGAAUGACAUUUCCAGUCUUCGUUUUGAGCUAAUGGAGCAACUCCGUAAAGAGCCCAAAUCCCCCACGACGCCUGCACCUGUCCAGCUUACUGAGUUACAUCUUCAAGAAGAUGCCGUCAAAUCCAUGAGUUUCCACAUAGCCUGUGUGGAGAACAAAGUAGAAAAUCUAAUUGAGCAAAUGGAUUCACUUCGGAAAGACUUACUAACGGCUGUCAAAGGGAAACCGCCCCCACCUUCACGUAUUCAGUACAUUUGAAAAUAACUGAUUUGUGUCAAUCGAAUUGUUUGCCGGAUGUAAUGAUGUUCUAAUCUUUUAAUGAUAAAAUGACUGGAUAAUACAAGCAGUCCGUGACAUAGGCAGUUUCAUUGUGAUUUGGCAUGGCAUGUGAUGGUAACAUCGACAGAGGCCCAAAAUACAAGAUCUUCACACACAAAAAAUGCCUAUUUUAUCAUUUUAGAACGGUGUUAAUGUUGCAACCUUACAGGUAUAUAAUACGAAGGGCGUCCUCUCAUGCGCGUUUUCAGUGCGCCUUUGACUCCGUGUUUGGAACCGGCGGAGCGUGUUCAUUGGAAUUGUUCAGGAGUAACAGUGAGGAAAAUGGGAUAGACAGACGGACUAAAAACCGUACAUAUAGAAAGGAUUUGAUUUGCUACAGAAUGAUCACUGGAAAGGCAUAUUUUAUCAGACAUGAAGACGAUGUUAUUUACUUUUUAUUUGUUAACCCUUUAGAGUCAUCCUCUCUGCCAAGGUCAAAUUAAAUGUUCUUUCUGUCUGAUAGCCUUGAAUCAUUGUUAGUACAAACACUAACUAUUCGGGUUGUGCUGUAUAGUGUCCCGGGCGGUUUGAUGCAUAGGGUAGUAUUCUUCUGACAAGUACGGAUAUCUAACUCCACGGCAAAGUGGUUGGCUUUUUCAUUGUCAGUUGCGUUUUGUGAUUUUAUUACACUACAGGAAUAUUAUUCUAACUGCAUGACGUAACACCCUUGAAGACACGACAUAACGACUUGGUCUUGUUUUGGGGGGAUAUUCCAGUACAAUAGACGCAGGACGUUUUAGCAACGUCACACAAGAGGUUUGUAAGUUUUCUUUGACUGAAAUGAAAUUUCGCGAUCCACCGUGUAUAGGAAAUAAUUUGUGAUAAAAGCAGCAAUAUAAAACGAGCUGCAAGAUCGGUGGAAUCCGAUGUUUCUGCACCGAGCGAGAGUUGUGAUGUACCGCGCUCUGAGCACCGUACUGGUAGAUAAGUGCGCACCAUCCCCAGAAGCACCAUUGGCAAGAGAUUGCCUUUCAAGGGUCCAUAGGCUGUGUGUAAAAUGUACCAACAGCGUAACCAAAAAUCAUACACAUGAAAUAGCAAACAAUUGCCUUUGGGGGAACAUUUUAAACAAAAAUUAAGGAUUCUUUCACAGACUAAAAAAAAAACAAUACUGGUACAUAAUCAAGAGUUUCUAUUUUAGUACAUGUAUUGUUCGAACAAAUGUCAAACAAUAAAGAGCUUGUAUUUUAUCAUUCUUUAUUUUACUAAAUAAAAAAUUGUAUCUUUAGUUUGUGGUAUAAAAUUCUACAUUUAUAGUAUACAUUUCUAGCGAGGUCAGUUUCCUUUCUGGCAUCAUUACAUAGUCAUAAGGACUGUUUCUUUGGUAAUUUUGUUGUAUACAUGUAGACAUUUCUCCUCAUUGUUUUAAGGUACACGUCAUCCCAUUCAUUUCCUAGCUGAAGUCCCCUCUCGAUAGCGCACCGACGUGAGAGGGUCAGAUCAUUCGGGUAGAGUGGCAAAUUCAAAUAAGAACUAGGGGUCAACGGCCACAGUGUCCAAUUUGGAUGAACUUGCUGAUUUCCAGUGUGUGGUAUUUAUGUGCAUGGUCUGCAAGGCACACUGUCAGCUGAAGAAGAGUUCAGAUUCUCAUGAUCUUUUGACCAUUAUCCUCACUCGGUUAGGUCUCGGAAAGUAAUCAUACAGAAUCUUUUUAUUAACCUAAAUGGCAAUAUCUAAUGAUAUCUUUAUUCCUGGGUGCGGGAUCCCCGUGCAUCAGUAAGGGGCCGGGGUCAGUCACUUUGUACGAUGAGGCUGGAAUGAUCGGCCAAUAUUAAACUGGGCCCUUUCUGAAGUACGGAAAUCUUCGGCCUGAUGGAUUUACUAUUGGAAACCUUGUGGUAACGCAAAAGAGGUUGAAAGGAUAUUACGAUUUUUUUCUUCCUUUAUUUUUUCUUUUCUUUUUUCUUGAUCUUUAUACAAUGUUUAUGGGACUUUCGUCUAAUAAAUGUAUAAAGCUAUUUGAUAUGGUUCAACUACAUUGACAAGUGAGGUUUAUAAACAUUUUCUGGUAGGCCUAUGCUUUUCCAAGCAAACAAGGGCGUGUUCCGGUGAUUAAUCAAGGAAGUCACAUCACUAGACAGAAUUUCUGUUCUACUUGCUCAAUGAAAAUGUUUUUGCGAAAACUCUGUGUAAAGGGAAAAAGGAAGAAAAUUUAAAACAGCAAAAUAUCCAAAAUUCUGUCAUUUGUGGUGCUGAAAUAACUGCAAUGUGGAUGUUUCAUCCUUGAAAAACAUCACACAAAAUACGGUUUCUUGCUGGAAUGCCAUCAGCAUGAAAAUGUAAACUACCAUUUAAACCAAAAAUAUUCCAGCGUACCUUCAGGUGGAAAAAUUUGAAGUUUAAAAUAGGUAUAAAUGGGACACAACGAUGCCUUUUCAAGGGUUUUAUUUUAAACAGUACAUUUCAUUUCAUGACCCCUUAAAAAGUGUUCAAUGUCUACAGAAGACAGUAAAAGUUGGGUUUUGAUUUGAAGAAAUUAAUUUCUUUUCAUCUUUAAUGAUAGAGUAGCAGUGUAAAAUUCAUAAACAGCUGCAAACCGCUUACAGAGAUGACAUGAAAAAUGCAAAUUACAUGUCGAUCCUGGAAGAAUCCUAAACACGAGUUUCACUACCGAGCGCCCGAACGGAUUACGACCCGCAGGUCUGCGAUACUCUCGAUCCGGGAGUAAUGCGCACGCAACAUUUUUUUUUUUCCUUUUGGGAGUCAGCGUUAACCCGCGCAAAAGCCUUCGCAGUCCUUAAAUGCGAGAACAGGUGAGGUUUUAGGACAGAAAUGCCAUACGCUCCCUUUACCUGUGUUAUAGAUUUGAUAAACGUGCAUGGCUCCAGUAUUUGGGUAUACACGUAGUUGCGUACACGUUUUCAAAAUGCAAAAAAAGAAAUACAAAAUCUGUUUCAAUUUUCAAAGG